Enterobius vermicularis (human pinworm) is the source of this 2535-nucleotide messenger RNA. The record is from the annotation of a GenBank genome assembly. NCBI's taxonomy places the organism in Eukaryota, Metazoa, Nematoda, Chromadorea, Rhabditida, Oxyuridae.
AUGGGAGCCCUGGCGAAAAAACUCAAAGAACUCCAGCUUUAUGAAUUACCAGCAAAAAAAAGUCCUGGUCUGAGGAAGAGUUAUACGUUUUCGGUGACGACAAAUAUAUGGCCACUGACAGUAAAAGACAAUUAUCCGAUCUACAGAUACGAUGUGCAAAUAGCGUUGCUUUUUGGAUCUGCAGAGGAGGGAUUGAUUUUGAAAAAGAAGUUAUUCAAAAUUAUUUCUAGCUAUUUGUCAGUGGACCGUAAAACUAAAUGCCUGGCCAUCGUAGAAGGUCUAAUACAGGAGAACGCAAAAUUUUUUGUUGGGAAAGGUUGUCUAGUUUAUGACCGUGUCUCGACCCUAUAUUCUUCUAGAAAGCUCAACAUAAUGCAGCAGGAAGAGAAAACGUUUAUUGUUGAAUCAAAGGUUCUUCCGAAAGAUUUGUUCGAGGAGGACUGUAAUGGUGCUGAAAUAUGCAUAAAGCAGUGUAAGGAGGGUUUCCAACUGAUUUCUAAUGAUGUGAAGUCUACAGUUAGUUUUUAUAUAGGCGGAGCCAACAAAAAUUUACAUCAUUUUUUGGAACUGAUGUUAUCGCAGGAAGUGUUUUAUGCUCGUAGAUUUAGGGCGCUGGCGGUCUGCUAUGAUUCAAGUAAUUGUUACCUAAUGGAUCCAAGUGGAUUUGGGUUUAAUGAUAAAGAAGUUCCAAAACUUUUUGAAGGGAAGUACUGUGGUGUUGGCAUUUCGAAGUGCGUUAAAACUAUUGACGGGAUAGGAAGAACUCCUACACUGGCGGUCGUUGUUGACUGUAAGUCGGCGCUGUCGAUGCUUCUUUUCCAGUUGAAUAAAAUUGGCGUUUAUUGGAAAUACUCUUUAAUAAAGGAUUUUUCUUCAAUGAAAAAGAGUGCUUUUCAUUACGACGGGCAGCCGUUAAUCAAAAAAAUCGCUGAAAUCUUUCGUGUAGAGGUUAAGAGUUCAAUAAGUAGAAUAGAAAUAGAACUACUUAAUAAAUUGCUGAAAGGACUAUACGUUCGGUGUCGCUAUGGGAAGUAUAGAACUUUCCGGCUGUUUGAAGUGAUGGAGCAGACACCGGACGAAAGGAGCUUCAUGUACUGCGGAACAACGAUAACACUUGUCGAAUAUUUUGAAAGGGUUUACCAUAUCACCUUGAAUUACCCGAAAAUGCCAGCCUGCACGGUAGCUCCUAGCCGGAGAAGAGAACAAAUAGACAAAUUGAGAAAAUUUCUUAGGAUUGAUGAGUGUGGCCAGAAAAAUGAUUGGUGCCGAAAGUUCGGUGUAGAAAUCGCCAAAGAAAGUAUGAAGUUAAAAGCGCGUGUUCUCCCGAAGCCAACUGUUGUUUAUGGGAGAGGUGUUGAGGUUACUGUCCGUGAUUCGGUUAGAGCGGUUUCUUGGCAGUUAGUCCUAACAUUUGAAUGGUUUAGGCGUUACAAAGAUUCGUUUCUGGCUAGAUGUAGGCAAAGAGGACUCGGUGUCGAAGAACCAAUUAUUGAACAAUUUAUGCUUGGUUCGAAGGAGGAGGCCGUUAAGAUGGCGUUUGAUAUAGCUAAGAAAAAGGGGGCCAAUUAUAUUCAGUUUUUAACUUCCGAUGAACUGAUUUUUCACGACAGAAUCAAGUACUUCGAAAAUUGUUAUCAAAUUGUAACUCAAGAAGUAAGAACUAGUACUGCUAGCCAGGCGAGGAGUCGUUCUCAAACUCUGGAUAAUAUUAUUCACAAAACAAAUUUAAAGCUGGGUGGCUUGAAUUAUACUCUGCGACUGGAGUCAAACGAAGUCCAAAGGUGGAUUGACAACAGUAGCCGCCUUAUUAUCUCUUUUGAUUUUGCACCAACCAGUCUGCCAAAGAAGGUUGAAGAUAUGGUUCUUCCAUCCGUUCUAGGGUUAGACGUGGCGGAGGUAGGGCUUUCAGAACUUGUAGCUGAAUCACUGCGUUUGGUUCAGAGGAACCGGAAGGAACCGCAACAUAUAAUGAUAUUAAGGGAUGGCAUAUCGGAAGGACAAUAUAAAUACGUGAUGGACCAGGAAAUGAAACAUAUAAGGUACGGCUGCGCUUUAUAUGGGGGCCGUAAUUAUGAGCCGCGCAUAACCUUCAUUGUAGUUACGAAGGAUCACAAUGUGCGAAUCUUUCCAGAGGGUCCCUCGACGUUUAACAAUAACAUUCCUCCUGGAACAGUCAUAGACCAAGGGAUUGUUAAUCCAGUCUCAAAUGAAUUCUACUUAAACUCCCAUUUAGCCCUCCAGGGGACAGCAACUACUCCUAGAUACAAUUUACUGUACGACACAGGAGACCUCACGCUUGACGAGAUGGAGGGUGUUAGUUUUGCACUGACUCUCGAUUUGCAAAUAAAUACGGCAGCGACGGCCUUACCGGUGUCCAUUAUCAUUGCUGAUAGCAUGGCGACAAGGGGAAGAACUAAUUUUAAUGUUGCCUAUGAGGAGAAAGGAGAUACAAUUAAAAAUUAUUCGCUUGACAAGUUAAAUGAGGAAUUGGGUUGUACACGUCGUGCUCUUUCUGAAAUUCGAUUUGCAGCAUAA